AUGGGAUCUCCGAUGUUGGCAAAUGCUCGCGUGGGCAUUUCUAAGCGCCUCGUGCUGUCGUAUAUCAUCGACUGGAUUUUCAUUAUUGGUAUCGCACUUAUUGGAUAUGGGUUUUCUCGGGUCACUCCUAACCACCGCCCGUUCGCCUUGACGGAUCAGAGCAUCUCGUUCCCUUACACAGAGGAUGAGACUGUUCGGACCAGCGUGCUGGUGGUCGUUUCGCUGAUUGCGCCGGCUGUGAUUAUCUUCCUGAUAUGGGAGUGGAAUGCCGGAUGGCUGGGACUGGGAUUAUCUGUCGCAGGAGUCUUCAUGGCUACUCAGGGCCUGAAGGCUCUGUAUGGCAGGCCACGUCCGGACAUGCUUGCGCGCUGUGAUCCGGACCUGUCUGACAUUGCCUCGUAUGCAGUCGGUGGUCUGGGCCAGAGGCUUACAGAGGCACCUACGUUGGUGAGUUGGGAGAUAUGUCGGAAUAAGUCUGAUGAUUUGAAAGUGAAUGGAUUCUCUAGCUUUCCCAGUGGCCACUCCUCCAUCGCGUUCGCCGGAUUGGCCUAUUUCAGCCUUUGGCUAUGUUCUAAAUUCUCCAUUGGUUUCCCCUAUCUGGCUCAUUCGCCGCUCAGCCAGGAGCUGCGGGUACAGAAUCGGGAAUCAAUUCGCACCCAGGGAGCGGCCCCUCCGGUGUACACGGUCAUCAUCGCGUUUGUGCCUCUUGCGGUCGCUUUCUUCAUAGCGGCAUCGCGCUGGUUUGAUUUCCGCCACCAUGCAUUCGACAUUAUAAUCGGUUCUCUCAUGGGACUCGUUUUCGCGUGGGUUGGGUUCCGACUGUACCACCUCCCCAUCAUGCGCGGCGCCGGCUGGUCAUGGGGAGCGAGAAGCCCACGGCAUGCAUUCUUCAAAGGUGUCGGACUGUCUAGUCACGUUGGCGCUGAUAAUUGGUCGAACAAGGGAGAAUCCCCGGUGGCAACAGGGGCUGAGAGACAGGAGGACACGGUUGACCUCGAAAGUGGACGACGUGAUUUGGCGGAAUGA
Aspergillus steynii IBT 23096 is the source of this 1026-nucleotide messenger RNA. RefSeq names its product phosphatase PAP2 family protein. The record is from RefSeq and is a predicted model, not a curated record. The coding region runs from base 1 to 1026 and encodes 341 amino acids. Lineage: Eukaryota; Fungi; Ascomycota; Eurotiomycetes; Eurotiales; Aspergillaceae. The transcript is spliced from 4 exons. Gene Ontology annotation, molecular function: phosphatidate phosphatase activity. Gene Ontology annotation, biological process: phospholipid metabolic process.